AUGACGUCAAGCCCCACCACCACACGGGCAUCGUCGCAGAAUGCGGUGAAGAAGAUGAUGGCGUCUCUCACCGUCAGCAAGGCGGAGACGGCAAAGCGCUCAGCCCGCGCCCCAAUAACCACCGCAAGCAGGGCCGGGGGUACCUCGCCCACGGUAGCAGCAAGGCCACCUGUGGGUGGGGACACCUCCCCGGAGGCGUGGGAGGAUAACGCCGGCCUGCUGGAUGAUGAGAUGGACAAGGCAAACACAGACACAUUUGGCGACGACGCAAUGGACAUAAAAGUUCCUGGUUCUUUAGCAGAUAUGGCGAAGGCAACAAGCACUUUCUCGCGUCUGGGUGAGUGGGAAAAGGGCCGCCCAUCAAGUUUAGCCACGCCUGAUAUAUCACUUGCUUCUGCAACAACAACAACAACAAAUGCUGGUGCUGCCGCCACACCUCCUUUGACGCUCAAGUCACAAGCAGCGGAACAACCUGUCGCGACCACGGCGGCAGCAGCCGCAGUUACGGCACCGCAGCAACUUCCCACUUCUCCACAACCGCAACGAACGGCGGAACACAAACAGCAAGGAACCGCUGGUUCAUCCUCUUCAAGCCACCCCACUGUCAGCUAUGACAAGGCCAUGAUGCAGCAACUGAUUGACAUGUCUCUAGGGAACCUGCCGCACACACAAGAUGUUGAUCGACAGCGUCCAUUUGAGCCGUCAAAUCCGACGGACUGCCCUUCGUAUUAUCCGCAGCAGGUACUCCCAGCGUUAGCCUCAGCUGACAUAUACCGGGAGUUUGAGUUGGAAACCCUCUUUUUUAUCUUUUACUAUCAUCAAAAUACGUAUCAGCAGUACUACGCUGCAAAACAAAUCAAGGUGCAGUCGUUUCGCUACCACACACAACUCAACACAUGGUUCAAACGCAACGGUCAUAUGAAGGAGUCCCAGGAGGGGAGUGAGCGUGGGUCGUUCAUAUUUUUCAACUACGAGGACACAUGGCGUAUAGAAGAAAAAGAAGACUUUACAUUUGAAUACCAGUACCUAGAAGACCAGCUUCGCUGA
Trypanosoma rangeli is the source of this 1047-nucleotide messenger RNA. Its product is annotated as NOT5 protein (NOT5). The record is from RefSeq and is a predicted model, not a curated record. Gene Ontology annotation, biological process: nuclear-transcribed mRNA poly(A) tail shortening; regulation of DNA-templated transcription. The transcript has a single exon. Bases 1 to 1047 code for a protein of 348 amino acids. Gene Ontology annotation, cellular component: P-body; CCR4-NOT core complex. Lineage: Eukaryota; Euglenozoa; Kinetoplastea; Trypanosomatida; Trypanosomatidae.